This is a messenger RNA of Drosophila hydei, 2730 nucleotides long. Its product is annotated as serine/threonine-protein kinase phg2. The transcript is spliced from 4 exons. The record is from RefSeq and is a predicted model, not a curated record. Bases 868 to 2679 code for a protein of 603 amino acids. Lineage: Eukaryota; Metazoa; Arthropoda; Insecta; Diptera; Drosophilidae.
GUGCAAGCCAUGCAAAGCCGAAACGAAAUCAGCAGCAGCAGCAGCAACAGCAAUAGCGACUGCGACUGCGACGCAGCAACAAGAAUUCUGGCCAUUUGCCGACUACAGUUAAACGCGUUCGCUUCAUUCUGCUGCGCGCUUGCCGCCCUUCGAGCGUACUCCAAGGUUUGAAACAACAACUGCCGCCAACUAUAAACGUAAUCAAAGCAACAAAGAAGCGCACGACGCAAAAACAAAGUCUUCAACUGAGAGCGAGGAACGCAGCGAAGGAGAGAGCGAGACGAGCGUCGUUAACAAAGCGAGUGAGAGAGGGCGAGAGGGAGAGGGAGAGAGAGAGAGUCUGAUCGAGGUACAUACUUACGCCGUGCACACAUAGAGGAGACACAGGCAGGCGAGCUGGCAGCUGUAGCUUGGCCAAUACGAAAAAAUUACGCAUACGCAGUGUGAAGCGCAAUCGCAGCCAAGAAGAGCAAAACAAAAACAAGACACAAAACACACAAACAGAACGAACAGCAAAUACAAGAGAAAAGAUUAAUAAUCAAAUAAACUGAUCGGCACUGACUCAGCCCAAUUGUGUGUGCAGCGCCCAACCCGCCCAUCAAUGCCGUUGGCCAGCGAAAUUGUGAACGAUCAAAGAUAGUUUGCGGCAGUAAUUGAAACGUUUGUCAAGUGUCUGGAGCAACUGCAACUUCUUAGCACAACAACAACUGCAACAGCAGCAGCAGCAGCAGCAGCAACAACAACAGCCAACGAGAGCGUAUCGCUGCCUCAGAGCCACCGUGCAGGCAGCAUUGCAUUGGUGGUGCAACUAUUCAAACUGUAGCCGGCCCGAAACUCAGCUUCAAGACGUCUUGCAAACGGUUGAAAAUGGAAAAGACUCCCCGGUAUACGCAGCGGGAGCGUAACAUGGUGCUCGGCUAUGCGGCCCAGUACAAGGAUGUUAUUGAGAACAAGCGCACAGACGCCGAGUCCAAUCGGAAGAAGGACGAGGUCUGGCUGCAGAUAGCCAAGGAGUUCAACUCGAAGGUCUAUCACCAGCGCAGCGCCAAGCAGCUGCGACAGCUCUACAAGAACAUGAAGCUGCUGCUCAAGAAGGAUCUGUGCGGCGAGGACAAGGGCAAUCGCUCGUUCAUGGACCUGCUCAACACGCUCUCCCAACAGGACUCGGUCGCCCAAUACAUAUCCGAGCAGACCGACGGUGCUGGCAGCCAAGCGACCGGCAAUGGACGUCACUUGGCCGAUGACUUUGAAGAUUCUAAGCAGCUGCCCAUGUACGAGGGCAUGGACACGGAUGUCAUUCUGAUCAAAUCGGAGACAAUUAGCGACAAUGAACAGACAGAGAAUGGCAUGGACUGCAUGGACGAUGAUGACGAUGACGACUGCCCCAGCACCAAGGUGCCGGAAGUGUGUCUCGAGGAGGAUGACGAUGAGCUGUUCGCGGCGGAUCUGCGUCAGCUAAAUCACGGCUGCUUUCCCCGCAUGAACGGCACGCAUUUGGCCAAUGGCAGCAGCAGCAACAACAACAACAACAACAACAACAAUAACAACAACAACAGCAACGAUCCAGUGCCACGUGCCUCUAGCUCACCAGUGUGCUCCACCAAGACCUCCGUCUCAUCCACCGGCAGCUACAUGUCCGCCGGGUUGCCCAAGGCCGAGAUCACGCUCUCAACUGUGGGCAACAUACGCGUCGGCGCCUUUGCCAGCAUAAGCAAGGCGCUGCAGAAUGUCUCCAACAACAGCAACGGCAGCAGCAACAACAACAACAACAGCAUUAGCUGCAACAACAACAACAAUGAUAACAACAGUAACAACAACAACAGCAGCAGCAAUGGCUUGGAGCUAACAGCGGAACAGAUCCAGCAGCAUUUGCUGCUCAAUGGCCUGGGCCUGUCCGCCGUACAGCAUCCGCCGGCGCAAUCGCUGCAGGCGGCCAUCAAUGCGAGCACCAGCGGCGUGGGCAGCGGCACCGGCAGCAGCAGCACGCGGCAUACAACGCAAACGUUGCAAUUGCCGCGUCUGGCGCGCGGCCACACGGCGAGCAGCGCGGUGCGAGGGGCCGAGACGCCAGCAGUUGCUGCCGCCGCCGCCGCUGCCGCUGCUGCCGUUUGCGCCGCCAACAACAACAACAACAACGUGAACGUUGCCGGCGGUGUUCAGCUGCUGCUCAACGGGCAUCAGAGCCGCGACAAGGUGCAUGCGCAGCAGCCGGGCGGCGGCCUCAGCGUUGCUGCCGGCAGCUUCAAUGGCUACAAUGGACUCGGCGUGAGCAGCAUCAAUGCGAUCAAUUGUGCCGCAGCGAACAGCAGCAACAGCAACAAUCUGAACAACAGUGUCGGCAGCAACGGCAGCAGUCACAAUCACAACAACAGCAGCAGCAACAACAACAACCUGAACCACCUGAAUAACAGCAGCAGCAGCGGCUCGCGGGGUCAGCACAAUGAGUACAUGAUGUCGCUGGCCGUGGAGGAGCGCAAGCGGAAGAUCGAGCUGCUGAAUGCUCAGAUCGAGUACUGGCAGACGCUGACCAAGAAGCUGGACUCACAGUCCGGCCACUAUCCGAAUCCGGCGUGCCUCUGCCACUUUCCGGGCAACAGUGUCAUUGGGGCCAGCGUGGCCGUCAGCGCCGGCAGCGCAGCCGCAGCGAGCGCGCUGCAAACGCAGUCGAGCAGCAGCUAGUCCGAAGCGGAUGGCGGCGGCGGCGAUGAUGAUGAUGGAGACGGCGAUGGC